Molecule: messenger RNA, 2754 nt
Organism: Theileria annulata
Lineage: Eukaryota; Apicomplexa; Aconoidasida; Piroplasmida; Theileriidae
Product: sporozoite surface antigen, putative
Exons: 1
Coding region: 1-2754 (917 amino acids)
Molecular function (GO): extracellular matrix structural constituent
Source: RefSeq, a predicted model, not a curated record
AUGAAUAUUAUACACUUUCUGUUGACCAUUCCGGUCAUUUUUGUAUCUGGAGCGGACAAGAUGCCUGCGGGAGAAAGUUCUAGAACCUCUAAACCCAGUCCCCUAGUAACCCUAGAAUCGGCGGUAACACAACCUUCAAAGGACCCAUUCAAGACAAUUAGUGCCUUGUCAAAAGCAACAAAAGUAUGGAAGUCAGCGGUAUCAGUAUCAGGUGACUCUAAGACUGUACCUACUCCAGUUUCGGAACCAAUGAUCACUCGAUCUUUUCAAGAACCAGUAUCUCAAGAACUUGAAUUCCAAUCAGAUACUGAAAUUAAUGAGUCAGGAUCCGGUUCAGAUGAGGAUGAGGAUGACGAUGACGAUGAGGAGGAAGAAGAAGACGAUAAAUCUACCUCAUCUAAAAACGGAAAAGGCAGCCCAAAAGCUCAGCCUGGAGUAUCUUCAAGCAGUACAUCCUCAGCAAGUCCAACAUCUCCAACUACAACAUUAUCACAAACUGGAUUGGGACCAAGUGGUUCCCACGCUCAACAAGAUCCCGGUGUAGGUGUUCCAGGAGUUGGUGUUCCAGGAGUAGGUGUUCCAGGAGUAGGUGUUCCAGGAGUAGGUGUUCCAGGUGUAGGUGUGCCAGGUGUAGGAGGUGUUCCCGGAGUUGGCGUUGCACCAGGGGUAGGUGUUCCAGGAGUUGGUGUUGCACCAGGUGUAGGUGUUGGAGCUGAUAGUAGUGGAUUGCCUGGAAGUGGUGGUCUUGGAGCAGGAGCAAAGGCUGGGAAAGGUCAAGGAUCUGGUCUACAGGGACCAGGAGGUGUUGGAGUAGUACCUGGUGUAGGUGAUGCAGCUUCUUCUUCUUCACCAGGAAAACCUCCAGGAGUAGGAGCAGGAGUUAUGCCUGGAGUUGGUGUACGAGCACAAGGAGGAGUAAUAAUUGGUGCGCCAGGAGUAGCAGGUGUGCCAGGAGGAAAGCCAGGACAACCAGUAUCUCAAGAACUUGAACUGAAAUCAGACACUGAAAUUAAUGAGUCAGGUUCCAGUUCAGAAGGGGAAGACGAUGACGAUGAAGAAGAGGAAGAAGAAAAUAAAUCUACCUCAUCUAAAGGAGCAGGAGGAAAGGCUGGAAAAGGUCAAGGAUCUGUAUCACCAGGAGGAGGAUCCUCAGCAAGUCAAACAUCUCCAACUACAACACCACAAUCUGGCUUGGCAUCAAGUGGUUCUCAUGCUCAACAAAGUCCUCAACAAGAUCCAGCGCCUAGUAAACCUAGUGGAGGAGGUGUGCCAGGAGUUGGAGUUCCUGGUGUUGGCGUUCCCGGUGUUGGAGUACCAGGAGUAGGAGUUGCGCCGGGAGUUGGUGUUGUACCUGGAGUAGGGGGUGCAACAACUUCUUCAUCAUCAACAACUUCAACUUCAACUUCAACUACUACUACUACUACAACUUCAUCAGGAAAACCUUCAAACCAAGGAAGCCAUGGUACUUCUCCAAGAAAUGCAGUAACCAGACAAACUGACUCAAUAUCAGGACCCAUACCAUCACCAGGAGAUCCAAGAGCAAUUACUGGACAAAUGGGUUUGUUAUAUUCAAGUAAAUCUUUUGUAGGUGAAGGAGAAAGGUUUGCUGUACAGUUCCUGGGAGAUUUUAAACCAAAACCAAGGAGAUAUGAAGGACAAGGAACAGAUGCAGUAAAACUAAAACAAUUCAUUUUCGAAGAGGUCAAAUCGCUGGUGCAAACCUUAAUAAACCUUAAAUUAGCAAUUGCAAACGACUUUGUUGAAAUCAGUGAAAAGUUGAAAAAGAAAAAUCAAAAUUACGUACCGAAAUUAAAGUUGUUAAAAGGAGAACAAUUUGACACCAAACAGAAGGUAGCCAACGUACUAAAAGGGUUCAAUUCUCUGUACUUCGUAUUUUUUAUGAACCUUAACCUAGCGAAAGAAGUUAACAAACCGGAAGAAUUGGCAGAAUUUCUUUGGAAACUAAAUACAAUCCCAGAUAAAGUAGGAAGAGAAUUUGAGUUAGCAAUAGAAAAAACUAAAGGUUCAGAGAAAAAGAAGGAAUUAGAAGAAGCAUUUAAUUCAAUAGGGUUAGGUUUCAAAAUAGCACAGUACGCAACAAAUGACAUCCUCUCAAGUAUAACAAAUUCAGUCUACUCCCUGAUAAAACUAAAGAAUUUUGGAGAUGAUUUUGUUACCGAAGUAAGAAAGUCACUGCAAAUGGUUCCACACCAAAAGAACCUAAACGGAUCAGCAUUUAUAGUCAAAAUCUCAGAAAUAAUCAACAAAAAAGGAACAGAAGAUCAGGAUCAAACAUCAGGAAGUGGGUCAAAAGGAACAGAAGGAGGAUCACUAAGGGGGCAAGAUUUGACAGAAGAAGAAGUUUUGAAAGUUCUGGAUGAACUAGUGAAGGAUGUAAGCGAAGAACAUGUUGGAAUAGGAGAUUUAAGUGACCCAAGUAGCAGAACACCAAAUGCAAAACCAGCCGAACUUGGACCUUCACUAGUGAUACAAAAUGUACCGUCAGACCCCUCAAAAGUGACACCAACACAGCCUUCAAAUUUGCCACAAGUACCAACAACAGGGCCGGGGAACGGGACGGAUGGAACAACAACAGGACCAGGUGGAAACGGGGAAGGAGGCAAAGAUUUGAAGGAAGGAGAAAAGAAAGAAGGAUUAUUUCAAAAGAUCAAAAACAAACUCUUGGGCUCAGGAUUCGAAGUCGCAAGUAUUAUUAUACCAAUGACAACAAUCAUAUUCAGCAUAGUCCACUAA